Eufriesea mexicana is the source of this 1755-nucleotide messenger RNA. It is a transcript of the gene Srp54, whose product is annotated as splicing regulatory protein 54. The record is from RefSeq and is a predicted model, not a curated record. Bases 262 to 1722 code for a protein of 486 amino acids. The transcript is spliced from 2 exons. Gene Ontology annotation, cellular component: nucleoplasm. NCBI's taxonomy places the organism in Eukaryota, Metazoa, Arthropoda, Insecta, Hymenoptera, Apidae. Gene Ontology annotation, molecular function: RNA binding.
UAGUCGCGAAAACGUAAAGAAUGUAUAAAUUACAUGGAACGAAAGAAUGCUGCAGCGUUGGAAUGUUGAUUUGUGUAUGAAACGUUCAUAAAAGUGAAAAACGUAUAACCAGUAUCAUGUUCGUCCACUUUUCGCCGUAAUGCGUCAAUUACGUUAAUUCUUUCACGUAGCGUGUACAAUUCAUCCGCACAAGGAUUUAUACUUGAGUAACUUAACCUCUCUAAAAUACGUUGUUGAGAUUUGUAUAGAAUCCUGAAAAGAAUGGCGGUUGGAUCGACAAAGGUAGUACAGGUGACAAAUAUUGCACCUCAAGCAACAAAAGAUCAAAUGCAAACUUUGUUCGGAUACCUCGGAAAAAUAGAAGAUAUUAGAUUGUAUCCUACUAUACGGGAUGUCGCAGUACCUGUUCAGUCUCGUAUUUGCUACAUAAAAUUUCACGACCAAGGAUGUGUUGCAGUUGCUCAACAUAUGACAAACACUGUUUUUAUCGACCGUGCAUUAAUUGUGAUUCCUUACCAGAAUGGAGACAUUCCAGAUGAACAGAGAGCUCUUGAAUUAACAAAUAAUGGUACAGUUGUUCCAGGUCUUUAUCCUUCUGAGCCCAAGUUACCACCAAAUGUUGUAAAUGCAAUAGAAGGAAUCCCUCCAAAUCAUGUUAUUACCACUAUGGAUCCAAAAUUAGAGGCAAAUGGAUUACCGUCAUAUCCACAUUUACCUGGCCAUUUAGACAGCAGAAGAAUCGAAGAAAUAAGGAGAACGCUUGUUCUUGCUAAUUUAGAACCAUCUGUGACAACAGAUCAUUUACUAGAUUUCUUCAGUAAUAAUAAUGUUGAAGUAAAGUAUUUACGUAUGUGUACCAGAGAUUCAGAUACAGAACAUUAUGCAUUAGUAGAACUCUCUGAACAAGCAGCUGUAGUUUCUGCAUUAUUAUUGAAUGGAAAAUUGCUUAUGGAUAGACCAAUUAAAAUUUACCAUUCUACCCAAGCAAUAGCAAAACCUGAAGCAAAAAGUAAUGAAGCAGCACAAAAAGAAAUAGAAGAAGCAAUGUCUCGAGUAAAGGAGGCUCACAAUUUAAUUUCAGCUGCAAUAGAUCCGAUGAUUGGAAUGCUGUCGAAAGAUAAACGGAGUCGCAGUGGUUCUCGUAGCCGAAAAUCUCGGUCCAGAUCGAGAGGACGCAGUAGGCGAUCUAGAUCGCGUAAAAGAUCACGAUCCCGACACAGACGUUCACGGUCACGUCACCGGCGAAGAUCAAGAUCUCGAUCGAAACGUUCACGUUCUAAAGAUCGUAGACGAAAGUCACCAUCUCGUAGAAGAAGCAGUUCUCGUGGUCGACAUCGUUCUCGUUCCAGAUCCCGGCGUUCACGAUCUCGUAGAUCUAGAUCUAAAUCCAAAGAUCGGAAAAAGAGAUCUCCUCGUCGAAGAAGUCGAUCACGAUCUCGAAGUAAACGUUCGAAAUCAAAAUCUAGGAGAUCUAGAUCUAAAUCGAAGUCCAGAUCCUCGAAAUCGAAAUAUUCAGAAAAAUCGAGAGAUAAAGAUAAAGAAAGAAGAAGCAAAGAUAAAUCGGAUAAUGGUAAAAAGGACGGUGACAAAGGUGAUAAAGAAAAGAGUGAAAAAAAAUCUAGUAAAGAAAAAAAGUCAGAAAAAGAAUCUAAGUCCGAAGAGAAGAAUAGAAAUACAUCAGAAAAUAGCGAAACCAAGGAGAAAACAGAGUCUGAAACCUAAACCUUAAUAAAUUACGGUCUAUAAAGAUUUAUU